CUGUGGAAGUGUUGAGGUUGUGCUAUUUAGGUUGUGGCUUUGUUUUCUUUUGUUUCAGUCGACAAGAAACUUUCGUGUUCUAAAGUUUAAUUAUAGCUUUAUCAUAUCAUGCAGUCUCAAAAAACAAAAACACCACGCAAACGGUUCGCCAAUUUCACCGCCUUCGAAAAAGGUUUAUUGACACAAUUGAUUAAAAGGAGACCAAUUGUGGAAUCAAAAAAAACAGAUGGCAAGACUGUCACCGAGAAACAAGUAGCAUGGAGUUUAAUUACGAAGGAGUUUAAUUGUAAUGCCAAUGUACAGAAGCGUGAAACUAUGACUUUAAAAAAGGCGUGGGAUUAUAUGAAAACUGUCACACGUACGUACUCUGUUAUACGUAAACCCCAUACAGUUGGAGAGAAACAUAAUAUAAAAAGUGAAAGUGAUGGUGCUAUUUCAUUGGAGUUGAUAGGAAAUAAAGAAAAAUCCAAUAUCUGUGCUUCUACAUCACAUGAUAACUUAGAUGCAGCUGUAAUCAAAACCACAGAGGAACAUUUAGAAAAUAAGACAAAUAUGGAAAUGCAAAUAUUAAAAACCCAGUUGGAAGUUGAACAGAUCAAAAAAAGAGCAGUAUUGCUAGAAGAAGAGAGGAACAAAUAUUUAUUAGAAAAAGCGAAAAUAGAAUUAGAAAAAAUAAAGAAAAACAAGUACUAACUGAUUAAUCUCUAUUUAUUGAUUGAAAUAAAAGUAUAAAUAUUUAUUUA
Molecule: messenger RNA, 743 nt
Organism: Leptidea sinapis
Lineage: Eukaryota; Metazoa; Arthropoda; Insecta; Lepidoptera; Pieridae
Product: myb/SANT-like DNA-binding domain-containing protein 3
Exons: 6
Coding region: 109-693 (194 amino acids)
Source: RefSeq, a predicted model, not a curated record